ACCGACGGGACGGCCGCCAGUGACGCAGCCGACGAGGACACCAGGGUAUGACUAUCAAACACCUAGUAAACCCUUCCCACCUGUAACGAUACCAACGCAGAGGACACCGAUUCAAACGGUACCAACUCAGAGGAUACCUACGAGGACACCAGGGUAUGACUACCAAACACCUAGUAAACCCUUCCCACCUGUAACGAUACCAACACAGAGGACACCGAUUCAAACUAGACCAACUCAGAGGAUACCUACUCAAACGAUACCGACGCAAAGGAUACCAACUCAAAGAAUACCGACUACGGGAUAUGAUUAUUCGCCGCCUGAUAAACAAUUUACAUUCCCACCUCAAAGGCCGCAAGAUACAACUAGGCCACCAGUGAAGAAACCACCGCCACGGCCUUAUCCACCACCGCAGCCUCCUCAGCCACCGUCUCCACCGAGACCGUAUCCUCCUUCACAGCCUCCUCAACCACCGUCUCCACCGAGACCGUAUCCGCCUUCGCAACCCCCUCAGCCACCGUCUCCACCGAGGCCGUAUCCUCCUUCGCAGCCUCCUCAGCCACCGUCUCCGCCGAGACCAUAUCCUCCAUCGCCACCUCCGCAGCCACCGUCUCCACCGAGACCGUACCCUCCUUCGCAGCCUCCUCAGCCACCGUCUCCGCCGAGACCAUAUCCUCCAUCGCCACCUCCGCAGCCACCAUCUCCACCGAGGCCGUAUCCUCCCUCACAGCCACCUCAGCCACCAUCUCCACCGAGGCCGUACCCGCCUUCGCAACCUCCUCAGCCACCGUCUCCGCCGAGGCCAUAUCCCCCAUCGCCACCUCCGCAGCCACCGUCUCCACCGAGACCGUACCCUCCUUCGCAGCCUCCUCAGCCACCGUCUCCACCGAGGCCGUAUCCGCCUUCUCAGCCUCCUCAGCCGCCGUCUCCGCCGAGACCUUAUCCCCCAUCGCCACCUCCGCAGCCACCAUCUCCACCGAGACCGUAUCCUCCUUCGCAGCCUCCUCAGCCACCGUCUCCACCGCGACCUUAUCCUCCUCAAAAACCGCCAACACCAGGACCUCCUUACAUACCUCCUGAGCCUCCUC
Messenger RNA from Ceratina calcarata, 1085 nucleotides. RefSeq names its product vegetative cell wall protein gp1. The transcript has a single exon. The record is from RefSeq and is a predicted model, not a curated record. The annotation marks the transcript as partial. NCBI's taxonomy places the organism in Eukaryota, Metazoa, Arthropoda, Insecta, Hymenoptera, Apidae.